Trichoderma atroviride IMI 206040 is the source of this 1843-nucleotide messenger RNA. RefSeq lists its product as uncharacterized. The record is from RefSeq and is a predicted model, not a curated record. Gene Ontology annotation, molecular function: monooxygenase activity; FAD binding. NCBI's taxonomy places the organism in Eukaryota, Fungi, Ascomycota, Sordariomycetes, Hypocreales, Hypocreaceae.
AUGGUCAGGAUUAAUGGUGUAUAAGUGAGGGCAAGUUGUGAUUGAUCGACAGGAUUGGCCAAUAAAAGCCCAUCUUUUUGUUAUAAGUUUCGCGGCGGUUGCUUAUUUGGACUCCGACAGGGGUAGCUGGUAAAAAAGACCAGACAGCAAAACGAAUAUACACAUGCGUUAUGAUAAAAAGAGCACUGUUUCUGCUAUCAUAGCGCUGUAUACAUGUGCGCAUGGCAUAUUUUGUGCGUUGAUAAUGUCUCUAAUGCCGGUUUUUUUGUCCGGUAGUCCUUUCAGGAUCCCAGAUCUGGCGCCGCCCAGCGACCGGAGAUGGCGCCGUUCUCCGGUCAGGCCAUUCGGACUUGGCCUCGCGCCAUGAAGCAAUAUUGAAAAGUCAAUUGCAACGCCUCACCGAUUGAGUCACUCGGAGAACAGUUAUAAAGUGUAGAGAAGCCAUUGCCAGGUAUUGAUUUUGUAUAUAGAUGAAGGGGAGAAUGAAGAAAAUGAAGGAAGCAAUCCACUCAGCCACUUAUUCAAUCGCUUAACAACAUUUGGUACUCUUUUCACAAAGACAAUUACUUCUAGAUAUUUUAUAAACUUGAAAAUGGCCUCUCCUAUCGUUCUCGUUAUCGGCUGCGGUGUAGCUGGACCUGUGCUUGCGAUUCUUCUCAAGCGCAAGGGCUAUCGUCCGAUUGUGUUUGAAAAAGUCCGAGAGCUGGGCACUGCUGGAGCGUCGUUGAUGGUCAUGUCCAACGGACUCAAAGUCUUUAACAUGAUUGGGGUUGCAGACGCUAUCAAGGCCGAGUCCCUGCCACUCAAAGCUCUUUGGGAUGCUAAAGCUUCAGGGGAAGUGCUGGGGCAAUCCGAUUUACCGUCCACCUUUACCGAGAGAUACCAGCAGCCUGCCGCCGGCAUCAGACGAACAAGCUUAAAUCUCUUGCUGAAAAACAAGGUAUUGGAAGAGGGUAUCGAAGUCAGAGAAGGGUGGGGACUGGUUGCUAUUCAAGAGCACGACGACUCAGUGACGGCAACUUUCAGCAACGGCGAAUCAGUCACGGGGUCUUUUCUGAUUGGAUGUGAUGGCAUCAAAUCAGCAGCAAGAACAAUUCUUCUAAAGCAGCGGGGGGUUGAAGAAGGUGCCCCUUCGUUUACGGGUCUCACACAAACGGCCUUCCUUUCAGAAACACCGGGGCCUCUGCAAGACUUGGCGGCUAUGCGCAACUGGUACGGCGAUGGAACACACGUAAUCGCUUAUCCAGUCGGCCCAAAGACCACAUCAUGGGCUCUCACGCAGCGUGAAACCCAAGAGAGGGAAGAGACAUGGCGCCCCUUUACCGCUGACGAGAUGAAGACUCAGCAAGAUGCUCUCUGCAAACUGCUCGAGGGGUGGGAUGAGAGCAUCGUCCAAGGGGUGAAGUCUUCAGAACGCAUCAUCAAGUUUGGUCUCUUUGAUCGAGACGAGUUGAAGCCCGAGCAGUGGUAUUCUAAGCGAUGCGUGCUAGUCGGGGAUGCCGCCCAUCCUACCAGCCCUCAUCUCGGACAGGGAGCCAACCAGGCCAUGGAGGAUUGCUACCACUUGAGUUGCGCACUGCCAAAUCUCUCUUCCAGGCAGGAUUUCGAGAGCAACAUUGCAGCUCUCGGCGCCAUCUCGGACAUCUUCCGGCCUUUUGCAGAAAGCCGCCAGCCGCGAACGUCGGUUCUCGUCAAGGGAGCUCGCGCUCUCGGGGAGAAGCGAGUGGCUGUCGGUGCCGAGCGAGGCAAGGAGCGAGACGAAGCUGUUGCGCAAUCCUACCGGGGAGGUGCUGCAGCUAUAGUUGAAAAGUUUGAGGGGCUGCUGAGCCAGCCGUUCAACUAG